This is a messenger RNA of Cantharellus anzutake, 1673 nucleotides long. RefSeq lists its product as uncharacterized. The record is from RefSeq and is a predicted model, not a curated record. The transcript is spliced from 2 exons. Bases 181 to 1194 code for a protein of 337 amino acids. Lineage: Eukaryota; Fungi; Basidiomycota; Agaricomycetes; Cantharellales; Hydnaceae.
CUAGUUCAAGUAUUUGCUGCCAUCAUCGUUGCGGCGAACUACUUCAUAUGGGGUCAGGAGACUCAUCCCAUCGCUGCUGUAGCUUGGUCCAAGGCUUGCCCAAUUUCCAUCCCCUCAGCGGACGAUGUUCACGCUACGUUCAGAUUCAAGUACGUGGGCGUGACAGGCUUGGAUAUCCUCAUGUGUAAACUCGUCACAUUCUUCGACUCUGUAAUAUCCGGUGGUCCCGAGCAGGAUAUUUCUUCACAAGUAUUCGCCUUUGAGAUACUUUACUCCCUCGCUGUUCCAGCCUUCUUCCUACUCAUCGACUGCGCAUCGCUCUUUCCAUACUCGGGAUUACUGUCUAUUGGUAUCCCCCUCAUCACUGGGAUCGCUUACCAGCUCAAGACGGGAGGACUUAUCUUACCCAUCUACUAUCUGUUUUCUUUAAUGGCAAAAACGACCGCCCGAGUGAACGGCAAACCAACCGUCCGACCCCACAUCCGCCACGUCCAGGGGGCAUUCCUAGCAAUCAUAAUCGGUCUUGUUGUCCCGACGAUGAUUGUGCUGUUUAACCCAACCCCAUAUAUUAUCGCAUUAUGGCAAUUGUUCCCCGUUUACAUUGCCAUUCUGCAGUCUCUAUUCCGAUUCGUUUACCCUCCUACCCCAUCCUCCAGGGGGCCGACGCAAAGGAUAGCCGGGAAGCUUCCAGGAGCUCAGACAUAUCUUUUCAUUCAAUUCUCAUAUGUCAUUUUGUCCUCUGUGGGCACACUUGGCCAUCUUCCUUUCCUUUUGUCACUCAUCUCAGAUAAUCCUUUCAACUUGACGAGCUCCUUCUCGCCUGCGGUUUCCCCCGGAGUUGACCUGACUUUAAACAGAGUUUUAACCACGCUGACUGCAACCUUCAAGCCCCACCUGGGACCAUUUGAGUACUCAACGGGGCAGGAAACGCUUCGUUCAGCAAUCCAGGAUGGGUCGAAGCGCUUUUUGCAAUGGGAUGAGAUUUUCAUCUCCCUAUCAACCUGGCUGGUAGCGUGUUGGAGUUGGGCGUUUGACGAUAUAAAGCACUUCGUGGUCGCGGUUUUUGGGUCGAUUGUGUCGGCCUUCCUGUUCGGGCCUGCGAUUGGGUUGGCAGGCCCGCUGAUGUAUAAGGAGUGGAUAGACGAACAGAUAAGAGUCAAGGCAGCUGCAAAGCCUGCAGAGAAGAAAGAAUGACUGUUCCGUGUAGCUCACCGUCUUUCUUAAUUUUCGUCCUUCAGUCAUCGAACGGAGGUUCUCAAAUGUUUUAAUGAAGUGGUGGAAUUAGGACUGCCAGCCCAAGACAGCGAGGAAAACAAAAACAUCGAAGUCCGAGUCCCGAUAAACAAUAACGAAACUAAACGAGGGAACCAUUUUGGGAAGUUUCGUCAACACAUGGGACGGCGUUGACAGAAAUGCAUAGCCCUCCAACGUUGAAUUCCUUACACACCCUGUUCUGAGAUUACCAACCGACUACUCACAUUGGCCUUGUCGAGUCCACCGACACAUUUGGGGUUGGUGGGAAUCUUAUUUGAUUCGAUACCUCGGCCAGGAGUAGUUAACGUGAUUAGAAUCCCGGACUGGAGCUCCUUGAAUCAUUAUGACAAGCCACGAGAAGUGGAUCGAUUGCCUGUGGUAUAUGACUCUUAUCAGCAGCGGCCAUGAUUGUGUUCAAU